AUGGCACAAAGAGAGAUUCCCGGAUUCUACUAUGAUGCUGAGAAGGGCAAGUACUUCAAAGUGCAGGCGAAUCAUGUAGCACCGCCGGGAGCAAAGUACUCGCAUGAGAAUGUGAAGAAGGAGAAGGAAUUGUCUAGAAAACGCAAACGCUCCGCCGCCCACCAANAAAAACGCGAAACACAAACCGUGCGUCGCUCCAAAAUCCUCUCUUCACCAUCUUCCGCCGGCAUAGGUCUCUGGCGCGAACAAGGCAGCUCCCACUUCUCCGCCUACGAAUCCCGCAUCUCUGCCCUCUGCUCACAAUUCUCCGGCUACGAAACGUUAUCCCUCAAGAGUUGCGAAAGUUGCGGUAAACGCGACAACAUUCAUGACUUUUUCAUUGACGAGGAACUGGAUGCGAUUUUGAUGGCGUUGGGGAGCAGGAAUUUUGGGAGGGUGCAGUUUAUUGGUGGACAGCAGAGUAAUGCGUAUGAUAUUGCGGCGUUUCGGUCAGAUAUCAGUAGUGUGGCGGUUUCGGCAUCAAGGACGCUAGUGGCGACGAGCUAUGACAGAGCACAUCCUGGCAAUGUAUUUGUGGCAGGAAUGGCGGGCAGUAUCGAUACGGAAGGAGGACCACCUAUCUUGGAUUCGCCGGCGCCGAGUUACUCGAUGCUGGGCAAAGCAGAAACGGCACUUUGGAUAGCGAGUCCAUGUCCCGCGGGUUCGGCGAGGGAUGUCAUUGCUAUCGGCAGCAGUGAGGGAGUGUACAUGAUGAGCUCANACGGGGAUCCUCUGCAACACCAUCCACUUAACGAAGACAUACGCUCAAUCGACUGGCUGACGCCUGAUGUGGCUGUCGGAGGCACAAAGUCAGGGCCCGUAUACCUCUGGGACGCACGAGCUCAAGGCUCCUCUCUACGCUUCAAGCACAGCAGCGGCGUAACCGGUGUCCGCAGCCUCCACGACGGCUCCCGCGUUCUCGUCUCCGGCUUUUCUUCCACAUCAAUCUACGACACACGCAUGAUUUCCACACCCAAAAACUCUGCUUCUCCAUCUCCAGCCCUUUUGCGCGUCGCACCCACAAAAACAGAGUUUCCAACGCAAGCCAUGGAUGUGCUUGCUGAUGCAAAUCUGUUGGCUACUUCUGACGAUGACAAUGUAAUUCAAUUGCAUUCACUGUGUAGUGGGAAGUUGAUGGGCACAUUGCAAGGAGCCAAUCCGCGCAAGGACAUGGGCAGGAUUCAUCGACUUAGGUUUUUGAAGACGCAUGAUGGGAGACCGACGUUGAUAGCUUGUCAAGGCUCGAGGUUGUUUGAGUGGUCUUGGGGUGGUGCUUUGGAUGAUGAGGGAUGA
Aureobasidium vineae is the source of this 1332-nucleotide messenger RNA. The record is from the annotation of a GenBank genome assembly. Lineage: Eukaryota; Fungi; Ascomycota; Dothideomycetes; Dothideales; Saccotheciaceae.